This is a messenger RNA of Gilbertella persicaria, 1666 nucleotides long. RefSeq lists its product as uncharacterized. Lineage: Eukaryota; Fungi; Mucoromycota; Mucoromycetes; Mucorales; Choanephoraceae. Gene Ontology annotation, molecular function: mRNA 3'-UTR binding; poly(U) RNA binding; poly(A) binding. Bases 1 to 1581 code for a protein of 526 amino acids. The transcript is spliced from 4 exons. The record is from RefSeq and is a predicted model, not a curated record. Gene Ontology annotation, cellular component: nucleus; ribonucleoprotein complex; cytosol.
AUGACUACAGAGUCUCUAGGUACUGGCGGUUUAUCUGUUGAACAACAAAAACGGAUUGCUGAAAUACAGUCUCGAGCAGCCACACAGUCUCUAAAAGAAUCAUCUCAACGUUUCUCUACCGAUCGCGUUGAAUCCACACUUUAUGUGGGUGAACUUGCUCCUGAGGCUGAUGACGCUGUAUUAAAGCAACACUUCAAAAACGCUAAGAGUGUCCAUGUAUGUCGUGAUCGUGUCUCUCAACAAAGUUUGGGUUAUGCUUAUAUCAAUUUCUAUCGUUCAGAAGACUGCAUCCAUACACUGAAAACAAUGAAUUAUUCUUUGAUUUUGGGUAAGCCUUGUCGUCUCAUGGCUCCUGAGCGUGAUCCAACCAAGAGAGCAACUGUGGGUUGUGGUAAUAUCAUUGUCAAGAAUCUACCACCCUCUGUUGACGACAAAGCACUCUAUGAUACUUUCUCUCAAUGGGGUAAUGUGAUCUCUUGUCGAAUGAUCAAAAAUCCAAAUGCUACUCGAGCCUAUGGCUAUGUAAAUUAUGACACAGUCAAUGCAGCUGAAAGAGCCAUUCAGACUGUGCAUGGUGCUAUUUUGUUUGGCAGAGAAAUACAAGCAAGCCACCAAAUACCUAAAUCAGAAAGAGAAUCAGCCGAGGAUCCAUCCAAGCAACAACAACAACAACAACAGCAGCAGCAACAACAACAACAACAACAGCAACAGCGGUUCACGAAUAUUUAUGUAAAGAACAUUGCAUUGGAUGUCACAGAAGAUGAAUUACGUGACUUAUUUGCACCCUUUGGCCGAGUUUCUUCUCUUUUAAUUCAGCGUGAUGAUCAACAGCAUUCCAAAGGAUUUGGGUUUGUCAAUUUCGAACAGCCCGAGUAUGCUGAACAAGCUGUCAAUCAAUUGCACGAUCAAGAAUUUCACGGCAAAAAACUAUUUGUGUCUCGAGCACAAAAGAAAGCAGAACGAGAAGACGAAUUAAGACGCCAUUAUGAGUACCAACCUCGUAUAGAAAAGUCCACUAAAUACCAAGGCAUUAAUUUAUACGUCAAGAAUUUAUCGGAUCAAGUAGAUGACGAUCUGUUGCGCAAAGAGUUUUCUGUAUUUGGACAAAUCACGAGUGCCAAAGUAAUGCGGGACGAAAGAACCGGUCUCUCUAAAGGAUUUGGGUUUGUCUGCUUUACUUUGCCAGAGGAAGCCACUGAAGCAGUGAUCAAGAUGAAUGGACACAAGCUAUUGAACAAGGAAAUCUAUGUUGCUUUAGCACAGCGUAAAGAAGACAGACGUACUUUACUUGAAGCACAAAUGACACCCAAGGCUGAGCCUAUCAAAUCAAACCAGAUGACAUUGGCUACUUUAGAAUCAUUCACACCUGAAACACAGCGUCAAAUGUUGGGCGAACGUAUUUAUGCCAAUAUAUCAGAGAUAUUUCCUCGAGAAGCAGGUAAAUUGACUGGCAAGUUGCUCGAUUCAGACAAAGCAGAGCUUAUUUUUCUAGUCAAUAAUCCAAAACAGUUAGUAGAAAAAGCAAAUGAAGCUGCUUAUGCCCUUAAAGAACAUCAUUCGUCAUUGCAAUCGAACCAAUAAACUUGCAUGAAUCUUAUUGUGACUAUUGUUUUUUCAUGAUUGUUAUAAAAAAAGACAAUGAACUGUUCCUUUUUACUUUUCUCUU